Molecule: messenger RNA, 3162 nt
Organism: Drechmeria coniospora
Lineage: Eukaryota; Fungi; Ascomycota; Sordariomycetes; Hypocreales; Ophiocordycipitaceae
Product: Metalloenzyme, LuxS/M16 peptidase-like, metal-binding protein
Exons: 3
Coding region: 1-3162 (1053 amino acids)
Molecular function (GO): metal ion binding
Source: RefSeq, a predicted model, not a curated record
AUGGGUUUCACCAAGCUCCAGAGCUUCGACACCGACUACGCCCCCUGCACAAUCACGCAGUAUGUCUCCGAUCGUAGCGGCAUGCACGUUGUGGUGGCCGAUCGGAAGGGGCCCAAGGUGAACGGCUACUUCACCCUCGCCACCGAGAUCCUCGACGACUCCGGCGCACCUCACACCUUGGAACACCUGAUUUUCAUGGGCUCGAAGAGCUACCAGUACAAGGGCCUCUUGGACAAGCUAUCAUCUCGCGCCUACUCCUCCACAAAUGCCUGGACGGCAACCGAUCACACUGCCUACACUCUCGAGACGGCCGGCUGGGAUGGCUUCGCCCAGGUCCUUCCCGUCUACCUCGAGCACAUCAUCCUGCCAACCAUCACGGACGAUGCCAUCACCACCGAAGUUUGGCACGUCGACGGCGAGGGGAACGACGCUGGUGUUGUCUACUCCGAGAUGCAGGCCGUCCAGUUCCGCAGCGCCGAGAUUAUGGACCUGAAGGCUCGCCGGAUGUUGUACCCUGAGAACGUCGGCUUCCGAUACGAAACCGGCGGCAUGACGGAUGCCUUGCGUGUGCUCACGCCGGAGCGAAUUCGACAGUUUCAUCGCGACAUGUACCAACCCCAAAACCUGUGCCUUGUCAUUGUCGGAGAGACGGACCAAGAGGACCUCGUGCGAAUUCUGAAUACAUUUGAGGAGAGCAUCAUAAACGACAUCCCUACAGCCAAUGACAAGUUCAAACGGCCAUGGAUCGAUUCGGCUCAGCCACCAGCGCUGAAGGAAACCAUUGUUUCCGUUGCCGAAUUCCCCGAGGAGGACGAGUCAGUUGGCGAGAUUCUCGUUGGCUUCUUCGGACCCAAAUGCAUUGAUUUCAUCGCCACCACCGCCCUGAGUAUCCUCUUGACCUACCUCUGCGGAUCCUCCGUCUCUAUCCUCGAAAAUGUGCUUGUCGAGAAGGAGGAACUCGCAAGCUCCAUCUCUCACUGGUGGGAGGCCCGACCAGACUCGAUGAUUUGGCUCCAACCUACCGGCGUCGCCACCGAGAAGUUAGAGUUUGUCGAGCAGAGACUCUUUGAGCUCUUGAAAGAGGUUGCAUCAAAACCCCUCGACAUGGAGUACAUGAAAGAUUGCAUUCGCCGUGAGAAGCGACAGGUCAUGUUUCACGCAGAGACGUCCGAGUCGUUCUAUGCCACCAACAUCAUCACCGACUAUCUCUUCGGCAACCGCAACGGCUCGACCCUGAGGGACCUGGAGACCCUGAGCGAAUACAGCACGCUUGAGAGCUGGAGGGAUGACGAGUGGCGCGAUUUCUUGCGAAAGUGGAUCGUAGACGCUCACCACAUUUCGAUAUUGGGAAAGCCAUCGCACAAGCUCGCAGCCAAGAUGAAGGCCGAUGAGGAAGCUCGGAUUGCUAAGCGGAAGGAAGAACUCGGUCCCGACGGCCUCGAAGACCUGUCCAAGCGUCUCGAAGCGGCCAAAAAAUCCAAUGACGCUCCCAUCCCGGUCGAGGUGAUUGAUCGCUGGGAGGUCCCCGGAACCGAGUCCAUCCACUUCAUCGAAUCCGACACGGCUCGUUCCGGCCGUGCUCGCGCUGUCGGCGCCGGCAACGCAGCCGCCCAGAAGCUGAUUGAUACUGCGCCUGACGGAAAGCUCCCGCUGUUUAUCCAGUUCGAGGACGUCCCCACGAACUUUGUCCACAUCACCAUUCACGUCGGCACCUCCCAAGUGCCGAUGGAGCUGAAGCCCUUGAUGACCGUUUUCAGCGACAACUUUUUCAAUACCCACAUCAUGCGAGAUGGAAAGCUCGUCAACUUUGAGCAAGUCGUGAUGGAGCUGGAACGCGACAGCAUUGGGUACGGCAUUAGCUCGGCACGAUCCCUCGCUGACCCAGAGGGCUACAUGAUCCAGCUCCAAGUUGAGCCGGAAAAGUACGCCGCGGCCAUCGAAUGGCUCCGUACAAUGAUGUUCGACUCCGUCUUUGACCCUCAGCGACUCAAUGCCUCCGUGACGAAGGCACUGGCCGACAUUCCCGAAUCAAAGCGUGAUGGACGCGACAUGGCAAACGAGGUCGAUGGCGCUAUCCACAUGGAAAAGUCGACCCUUACCGUCUCCAAACGUGUUCUCGUCAAAGCUGUCUACUUGAAGCGGCUCAAGAAGCUCCUGAAGACCCAGCCGGACAAGGUCGUCGCCUGGUUCAAUACCCUUCGCUCGUCGCUCUUCACUUUCCAGAACAUGCGCCUGUUGGUCACCGCAAACCUCACGAAGCUCACGAACCCCAUCAAAUCUUGGGACGCGCUCGCCAACAUGCUCACGCCUCAGGAUGAAAUGAUCCCCAUACCUCCCCUUUCCAGCCAGCUCAACGACGAGGGUCGAAAGCCGGGUUCCGUUGGCGCCAUCAUCAUCCCCAUGACCACAUUAGACAGCUCCUACUCGGUCAGCUCCGCGCCCAGCAUCACGUCUCUUUCCGAUCCCAGAUUCCCCGCCCUCAUGGUCGCCAUCGGCUAUCUCGAGGCUGUCGAGGGCCCGCUCUGGAACGCAGUCCGGGGUGCCGGUUACGCGUACGGGUCGCACUUCUCUCGCACCGUUCACGGAGGCAUCUUGUCGUACCGAGUCUACCGGUCGCCAGAUGCGUACAAGGCCAUUUCCGCUUCCCGCGAUGCCAUCCGAAAGAUCGCUGACGGCCAGGUUGAGAUUGAGCGUCAUCUCCUAGAGGGAACCAUGAGCCAAAUCGUCGUCAUGUUCGCCGACGAGCAAUCUACGAUGCCCAACGCCGCGCAGCAGAACUUUGUUCAGGGUGUUGUUCGAGCUUUGCCGAAGGAUUGGAACAAGGAAAUCCUUCGCCGCGUGCGGGCCGUGACCGCAUCUGAAAUCAGAGCCGUCAUGACGGAGUUCAUUCUCCCCUGCUUCGAGCCCGGCAAGAGCAACGUUGUCAUUACAUGUGCCAAAAUCAUGACGGAGGGCAUGGAAACUGCUUUCAAGGAAAUGGGUUACCAGGUUCAGACUCGCGAGCUCAGUUACUUUCACGACGACUACGGCCUUAAGACCGGCGACGACGACGACGACGACGACGACGACGACGACGAUGACGACGACGAAGAUGACGACGAGGAGGACGAGGAGGGGGACAGCGAGGAUGAGAACAGCGAGGAUGGGAAUAACAAAAAAUGA